Manis pentadactyla (Chinese pangolin) is the source of this 2176-nucleotide messenger RNA. It is a transcript of the gene GM2A, whose product is annotated as ganglioside GM2 activator. Gene Ontology annotation, biological process: ganglioside catabolic process; lipid transport. Gene Ontology annotation, molecular function: enzyme activator activity; lipid carrier activity. The record is from RefSeq and is a predicted model, not a curated record. The transcript has 4 exons. The coding region runs from base 157 to 735 and encodes 192 amino acids. NCBI's taxonomy places the organism in Eukaryota, Metazoa, Chordata, Mammalia, Pholidota, Manidae. Gene Ontology annotation, cellular component: cytoplasmic side of plasma membrane.
UCCCAGAUUCCAACGCAGAGAGGAGAGCCUGGAAGGCGCCCUGCUCAGCUUCGGGUAGCAGCGCAGGCCUUGGCGUGACCAAGACUGGCAGGCCUUUAAAGGCGCAGCCACCACCACAGAGCUUGUCGUCAGUCCCACUCGGACCCACGGUUUGCAAUGAUUCCUCUGGUGCAGGCUCCGCACCUGAUCGCCCUGGGCUUGCUUCUCGCCGGCCCUGCAACCCAUGCACUCGUCCUGAAACAGCUCAGUAGCUUUUCCUGGGACAACUGUGAUGAGGGGAAGGACCCUGCAGUGAUCAAAAGCCUGACCCUAGAACCUGACCCCAUUACCAUUCCCGGGAAGGUGACUGUCAGUGUGGAGGCCAAGACCAGCGUCCCCCUUGCUGCUCCUCAGAAGGUGGAAUUAACUGUGGAGAAGGAAGUGGCUGGCAUCUGGAUCAAAAUCCCAUGUGUUGACCAAAUUGGCAGCUGUACCUACAAAGAUAUCUGUGAUAUACUUGACAACUUUAUUCCCCCUGGGGAGCCGUGUCCAGAGCCCCUGCGCACCUAUGGGCUUCCCUGCCACUGUCCCGUCAAAGAAGGCACCUAUUCACUGCCCAAGAGUGAUUUCACCCUGCCCGUCCCGGAGUUGCCCAGCUGGCUCACCAGUGGGAACUAUCGCAUCGAGAGCGUCCUGAGCAGCAAUGGGAAGCGUCUGGGCUGUGUCAAGAUUGCUGCCUCUCUGCAAGGCAAAUAAUGUGGCAUAAGGCACGGCAGACAGAGGGGUAUGAGGGACACAUCCUCUCCCCCUUGUCUUGGGUUUGCCAAGGCCAAACCCCGUCUCUCUGUCCUGCUGAAUGCCCCUUUCUACAGUGAUGCCACUACCCUCGCUCAACAUCUUGCGUGCCACCUGCGUUUUCAAUGUGCACAAGCAGCCCGGCCUAGGGAAGGGUGAGCUUGGUGGGUCCUGAUACCCCAGGACAUCUUCCAAGCCAGCCGCUGCUUUUUCCUCUUGACUCUGUGGCUUUCUCUUUAAGAGUUUAACUCAUUUUCUGUAGUCAAGGAAUGGGACCAACAUGUUUUGUGAUUCCCAAGUUCAGACUGACCUAAUCUUGGUCUCCUGAAGGACUUCAUGAUUUUCUCAUAUUUUUUUUUGGUCACUGACUUAAAAGCAGAAUGAAAAUAUUAACCUUUUGAUUUUACUCCAGCUCUCUUACAAUGAAGAGUCUGAAGUAGUUGAGUCCUCCAUUAACUUCUAUGAUUAACUUAGUAUUCUUCUCUAGAAUUGCCCAGUUAACAUCACCAUAGAGCCUUCUUAGAGAUGUCCUGGAGAGCCAGGGCGUGUGGUAGGGGGCUUCACUGGGAGAGAGCUCCAAGAAGGCCCUGUAUGUUUGAGCUAGAUUACAAGCUCAGGCGCCUGCGCGGCCCAGCCCCAGACCGGGGAGCAGAGGUCACCCCACAGGAGCAUGUUGCUUCCUGGCAUAUCUUCCCUUUUUUCUUUUUAUAACAGCACCUAUGUGUUGAUAUGAGGCAGCUGAUGCCUAGUCUCGAAUUGGAGAUAUAAUCAGGGAUGGUGGGCACUGGGGCAAGUUGGAAAUAGCCAGUUACGUUAUGGGCCCAGUAUUGCCAAAUAUUCUCACAAUUUUUCCCUAGAGAAACCAGAAAUCCAGACUUUUUAUGAAAUCUUACAAUUUUUAAAUAGUAGCAAAGAAUUAUUUUUUAAAACAACUGAUAAGGCCAAAAGGGCCAAACAGACUUGGCAGUAGAGAAAUCUGGCUCAAGGGCAGCCGGUUGGCACCCUCGGUUAGAAGGACAUGCAUGUUUUGUCCGUUCAGUCCCGAGACAACCGUGGCACUGUUUUUCCUCCCAAAGCGCCAAAUCCACAGCGUCUGACCCGAGCGCAGGCACUUCAGUGCUGGGGCGGGUGGAGGCAGCCCCUCCGAGCUGUGAGCUCAGGGGGUCACCCGGCUGCUCGCCCCAGCCUGGGGUGCCGCAGAGUGCAUGGGGCAGAGCUGCAGAGGUGGCCCCACCAGCAGCUGCUCUGUGGAGCAGGGAUCCAGUGAGGAAAGGUGGACUCAUGUCAGGUGCCUGGGUUUGUCCAUCGUGCUGUCCUCUAUGACGACUUACUGACCCACGGACCAGCCCCAGGCUUCUGGCCUCAUUUCCUAGAAUGGCAAUAAAUCUUUAUAACUUGCUAA